UGAAAUAAAAAUAAAAAUAAUACAAAAAGAUAAAAAGGAAAGCACAGAUAAGAUUAUUCUUUCUGAAUUGUGAUCAAACCAAUUAUUGUUCCAAUUCACAAUCUAACAUCUCAGGAAAAAAAAAAAAAGAGAAACUGAAGAAAGCUUAGCAAUGAAGAGAAUUCCUCGAAUCAAAUUUCCUGAUAGACACCCUAAACCCUCAACUUCAACUUCUGGUAAUGAGUCCGCAAAGCCGUCAUCGGGAAAUGGAAGCACUAGUAAGCUUACAACAUCGAAGUCUGACGUUCCUGCACCACCCGGUUCCUUAGGCGUAGGUGGUAAAGCUUCACUUCAGCCUAAACGCUCACCAGUCUCAAAGGAGGAGAUGGAAGCUAUCUUGUUGGGUGGCUGCGUUUAGGUCCAUUUCGGAAAGUUAUCAAAAUGAAGGUGCUGCUUUUGAAACCUUAUGUUCCUUAUUUCCUUCCUUCCAGUGCUACUGCGGCCAUGAGCCAAAGAAGACUGUGCUCCUAGCCACACUUGGAGUUUGCAAAUUCAGAUGUUUUCGCAACUAUCUGAUGUACUGAACUAUAUAUAAUUACUGUCAAUAUCAUAAACUUUACCUUCUGAAUGUAUCAAAGUGGUGUUUUCGUUA
Molecule: messenger RNA, 631 nt
Organism: Spinacia oleracea (spinach)
Lineage: Eukaryota; Viridiplantae; Streptophyta; Magnoliopsida; Caryophyllales; Amaranthaceae
Exons: 3
Coding region: 152-397 (81 amino acids)
Source: RefSeq, a predicted model, not a curated record